CUAGAAGUCAGUCGUGAAUUGUCAAAAAAAUAACCAAACAAAACUUGCUACAAAUCAAAUAAAUCGAUUUUAAUUACUGAAUACUAGUCAUUAUCAGUUCAAAUACGUAAUUAUUUUGAGAAAUAAUGGAAGAAAGCAAGCGCAGUGCAGCAGAUCUCCAAGAAAACUGUUCGAAAUAUCAACAACCAACAGACCAAGUGAUAGAAGACUCUUUAAAAAAACAAGUUUAUCUCUGCAAACUAGACCCAGAAAAUGGUGUAACUCUUCAUGUUCACCUUUUCAAGAACGUUCGGAAUGUCGAAGAUAUACGGAUGAACAUAUUGAAAGGUACCUGGAAAUGUGCAAUAAUAAAGCCCGCCCUAAUAUUAGACCCAUUGCAAAUUGCCGUUGCUGCCAAUAAAGCGGUGAUCUCAGAGCAACGCAAUGCAAUGACCACCAGAAAUGUGUACACUGAAGUAUUGUUCAACUUGUCUAUCACCAAAAACAUUGGACAGAGUCUGAACAAGUUUGGAAUAGAGAAAGAUACUGACAUGCUAGUGUGCUUCUUGAUAGCAUCGGAAGACAACAGUGCUGAAAUCUUAUCAAAAAUUGAGGGUGAAAGAUGUCCUAUUAGCAGCCUUAUUGAAUUUAGGGACCUAAGGAAAAUAAAAAAUGUGUACAAGUUUAAUGGUUUAAAAUGUGAUGUUGAUUUGCAAGAGAUGUUAAACAUUAUUAUUAGUAGAAUGGUUACUAAAAAUAUAGUCUCAUAUUAAACAAAAUAAA
This is a messenger RNA of Ostrinia nubilalis (European corn borer), 762 nucleotides long. Its product is annotated as EKC/KEOPS complex subunit Tprkb-like. Gene Ontology annotation, cellular component: EKC/KEOPS complex; nucleus; cytosol. Bases 126 to 752 code for a protein of 208 amino acids. The transcript has 2 exons. The record is from RefSeq and is a predicted model, not a curated record. Gene Ontology annotation, biological process: tRNA threonylcarbamoyladenosine modification. NCBI's taxonomy places the organism in Eukaryota, Metazoa, Arthropoda, Insecta, Lepidoptera, Crambidae.